Molecule: messenger RNA, 726 nt
Organism: Suillus paluster
Lineage: Eukaryota; Fungi; Basidiomycota; Agaricomycetes; Boletales; Suillaceae
Exons: 5
Coding region: 1-726 (241 amino acids)
Source: RefSeq, a predicted model, not a curated record
AUGGAUGUUUCUUCCACUUCCGAUGAUGAAAUAACCCUCUUGUGCACUUGGGCCCUGACUGUCACUCAUGUGGCAUGUGAAUAUACCGAACAGAAAUUCAAUGCAGAGAAGACAGGAGGAGACCCAGUUAUACCUUCUCCGAACCUAGACACUGAUCUGGCAUAUAAAAAUCCCAUUCAGAUGCUGAUCGAUAUUGCAAGAUAUAGCAAAUUGAUCUCCCCGAAGGACACAGGGCAUAAUGAAGAGAGAGAGGCAAGGUUGCUCGAGAGGUGUCCUCCUGGCCAUGAGGGCACAAAGUUGAUUGACAUACCCGCGACAAUUCUUGAUGCAUCUGGUGCCAUCAUCGCAUGGUACCUCCCGGACACCCUGACCGAUGCCACCCAGAAGGAAAUUUGGGCAGCCUCGGAUUUGCUCACUCCGAUACUCGAAAAAAGCGUAAAGCUCGAUGGGAAUUGGCGUACUAAUCAAAAGUGGUUCACACCAAGGUCGCAAAAUGAUGUCCUAACUCCCGGAUGCAUUAAUUUAUCUCCGGCGUGGUUUCAGCAGGGGCACGAGAAUCAGGUAGACCCGGCAGUUUCUGCAUCAUUGAAUGGAGCAUCCUUGGAGGAUAUCCUGAAGGCCAUUGCAAGGCCAGCAGCCAUUGCAACAGCAGCACUCAGGGUUAUGCAUCCUGAGCAGUACUGGGCAGGGUUGCGAGCCUUUGCGAGCCUCGAAGAAAAAGCAUGA